AUGCCAGGCGCCCUCAAACUCACCAAAUUCACUAUCCUUCACGCCCACAAACCCUACAAAUUCCUCAACAAUUUCCCUACAUCCGCCUUCCCAUCCACCGCCGUCUCCGUCUCCGUCAAUUCGAGACGAAUCCCAUCGCUCAAGUACUUGUCAGGCAGGUGCUGCGGGGUAGCCCCAUGCUCAGCCGCCGCGCAUUUCGACGAUACGCUUGGAUUUCGCCAUAGCCGGAGACACGGCCAGAAUAUAUGCUUCUACACGUCCGAACCUAGGAACAGCGGCCGAGACGGCCGUUCACAUCGCGGGAAGAGCGAUCAUUGUGGGACCCAGAUGGGUGCAACCGUUCACGGCAAGGGAGGAGGCGAAUACGAUCAAUCAGACGCGUCGCCGCCUUCAGAAUACGGCGAGAAGCCUCCGGUGGAUCCGACUAAGUUGCUCACUUUGCCUACGAUAUUGACGAUUGGUCGCGUGGCCGCUGUGCCGCUGCUCGUCUACACAUUUUAUGUUGAGAGCUGGUGGGGACCAAAUGCCACUGUAGGAAUUUUCCUUGCCGCUGCCACUACAGAUUGGCUUGAUGGAUACCUAGCGAGAAAGAUGAAGUUGGGUACUCAAUUUGGUGCAUUUUUGGAUCCAGUGGCUGAUAAGCUGAUGGUAGCUGCUACAUUGAUAUUGUUGUGUACCAGACCAUUUGAAGCUGGAAUGUUUGGGCAAGCUCCAUGGUUAUUGACAGUGCCUGCAAUUGUCGUAAUCGGUAGGGAGAUCACCAUGUCUGCUGUCAGAGAAUGGGCUGCUUCUAAGGACAAAAAGCUUCUAGAGGCUGUUGCGGUUAAUAAUCUAGGAAAAUGGAAAACUGCCACUCAGAUGACUGCAUUGACCAUCCUUUUAGCAGCCAGAGAUGGAAGUCUUGUAGGCGCUGGAACUCUUGUGUCUUCAGGGGUAUUGCUACUCUAUGUUUCAGCAUGGCUAUCCUUAUGGUCACUGGUUGUGUACAUGAGAAAGAUAUGGAAAGUGCUGCUUCUGUAG
This is a messenger RNA of Striga hermonthica, 1020 nucleotides long. The record is from the annotation of a GenBank genome assembly. NCBI's taxonomy places the organism in Eukaryota, Viridiplantae, Streptophyta, Magnoliopsida, Lamiales, Orobanchaceae.